AUCGGGAGGUGGUCAGUCCUCCACCACCCAAAGCAUCAGUUUAACCUAUUGACAAUAUUUACCCCCCCAGGCUCCUCUAUCAACUAUGUCCUCCGCAAUGAAGAAGUCACAAUCCAAGACCCCCAAUCCAGUCUAAAGGUAUACGAAGAUACGAACACAGUUAGUGGAAAUCACAUUCAGGUACGACUAUCUCUUCCCACCCCCCCCCCUCCGCAAAUUCUGCUCAAACUGCGGCAGGUUGGUUCCCCCGUCCCCCCUCUUCUUUGUUUGCAGUUGGCUGAGCACAAGCAUAGUCCGAUUAUAACAGAGACCCCCAGCUUUCCGGGGAAGGCUAUUGUGAAGGCUUCUUUGUUCGAUGUCAUCUCUCAGCCUGAUAAGGAGGUAUUCACGGCUCGAAGACAGGCAUGGGAGGGGCCUGUGGAGGGGGCAAAGCAGGAAUAG
Aspergillus bombycis is the source of this 441-nucleotide messenger RNA. RefSeq lists its product as uncharacterized. The annotation marks the transcript as partial. The transcript is spliced from 2 exons. The record is from RefSeq and is a predicted model, not a curated record. Lineage: Eukaryota; Fungi; Ascomycota; Eurotiomycetes; Eurotiales; Aspergillaceae.